AUGAAUAUUCCUGCUGCUCUGCAAGAGCAGCAGCAGAACAACCAAGAGCUGCUGCGCACUAUAGAUCUGUUGAAUACAUCGUUGCGGGAGCAGCAGCAGCAGCUGCAGCAGCAGCAGCAGCAGCAGCAACUGCUGCAGCAGGAGUAUGCUGAGCUGCAGCAGGAAGGACAAACCCUCUCCAAUCGACUCGGUGCAGCAGACGCAACCAUCAAGAAGCUGCGGGCCCAGUGUGAUGCCUACAAAGCACUGAAAGCAUCACACGAGCAGCUGGCAGCAGAAGCAGCAGCAAAAGAAAAAGUUGUAUCGCAGCUUGAAGCAAAGAAGCAAGAAGCACAAGUGCUGCAGCAGCAGCAGCAGCAGCAAAAGCUGAGAUGA
Molecule: messenger RNA, 375 nt
Organism: Eimeria mitis
Lineage: Eukaryota; Apicomplexa; Conoidasida; Eucoccidiorida; Eimeriidae
Exons: 4
Coding region: 1-375 (124 amino acids)
Source: RefSeq, a predicted model, not a curated record